CAAUGUGCCAACAUCUCAAAGCAUGCGCGUCUCUUCUCACCAUUAACAGCGGAACAGCGAUAGGCAGUGCGAUUAUCAUUCCAACUACUUCCUGGGACUCAAUCUAGACUUUCUAUGUGCCCGAUAAAGCAGCUUGAAAGACCCUUUCUUCUCAGUCUCGGGACGUACGACACGGGUGUUAGAUGUACGCGUCCUUUUCACUGGCUUUUCAAUAAGCCUCAACAACAACCGCUGGCUGUCACACGCUCGAUGAGAUGGCGAUAGAACUCUCUAUCAUCAACUUUACCAUGGUGCGACGAACUUUAUAUCUCUUAAUCCAUCCCCUACACAUAAGUUGUAUCUGCCCUGGCCCAGCAACAAUACUAUGUAGCUGCUUAUCGCCAGGGUCUUACGUUCUGCCAGCGCGAGUCUUUUAUUAUCGUAUCUUCUAGUGGACUUCAAUAAGGUUUGCGAUAGUCAAUCCACUAUCUACUUCCACAUCCCCAUCCCCGACAGAGAGUAUAACAUGCUCACUCGAUCAAUCUACAGGAAAUCCACCGAGAUGAUGAUCGACUAGGUUUAAUAACUCCCUGUUUCAAGAUUGAGUUCGUUGUCUAAAGGAUACCAAGUCGACGACAACAAAGUCCGAUCAGUCUUGAGCCUUGUCUUGUCGGUAAGUGAUUGCUUUUUUCAGUACAUUUCUUCUUCUUGAUCGAGGCUCUGUGAUAACAAUUACGAGUUUUCGCAGGAUCUUCUGACUACCUACUUAGUAGGUUUAUGCUUGUCGAUCUUGACAAGUACGGAACCUUGAGUUCAUGUCAAUCCAAUACGUUGCCCCUUUCCCAGACGAAGUCCAUUAUGCAACAUGGAUGGUUCUAUUUGAUCCUCGUCGGUCCUGUGGCACCUAUCAAUGUUUCUAAAUUAAAAGUGAGCAAGUAACAACUCCUACCACACAUCAGUUGCUCGAGUAGUCCAGGUUGUCAGACUCAUUUUCGAGAGGUGUGCUAGAGGAAACUACUAUCAAGUAGCUUGCAUGGCUAGUGGUAGUUAGAGCUUUUGACUGGGAUACGUUGAGUGGUUGAGCUUGGUUGGCUGAGUCGUACAGACUCGGCUUACGGCAAGAUUCAUUUCCGACGCAACGACAUACCCGAUAUAGUAAUUCGCUGAGUCGAUCU
Serpula lacrymans var. lacrymans S7.9 is the source of this 1154-nucleotide messenger RNA. RefSeq lists its product as uncharacterized. The record is from RefSeq and is a predicted model, not a curated record. Bases 757 to 918 code for a protein of 53 amino acids. Lineage: Eukaryota; Fungi; Basidiomycota; Agaricomycetes; Boletales; Serpulaceae. The transcript is spliced from 2 exons.